This is a messenger RNA of Penicillium angulare, 306 nucleotides long. RefSeq lists its product as uncharacterized. The record is from RefSeq and is a predicted model, not a curated record. Lineage: Eukaryota; Fungi; Ascomycota; Eurotiomycetes; Eurotiales; Aspergillaceae. The transcript has a single exon. Bases 1 to 306 code for a protein of 101 amino acids.
AUGGAGCUGUAUGCUGAUUCAAAUUGUGAGGAAUUGAUUACAGUUGAUUCAGGUACCUUCGGUACUGAUGGCUGUAUUACACAAAGCGGUAUUAAUUCUGUUCGUGUCACCUACCUCGACAAUGCUAGAGUGAUCGUAUAUUCUCAGAGAGAAUGCGACGGACAGGAAUGGGUUAUUCCUAUUGGCACCCCUGGAGGUGAUAUCUGUAUUCGAAGCCCUGGUACAGAAUCUUUUAAAUUCUCAGUCGGGUCUAUUCAGGGUUUAGGGUGGAACUUGGUUACAACACUCGAAAGCAAUAUUUUGUAG